Bombina bombina (fire-bellied toad) is the source of this 1679-nucleotide messenger RNA. RefSeq names its product docking protein 5 (gene DOK5). The record is from RefSeq and is a predicted model, not a curated record. NCBI's taxonomy places the organism in Eukaryota, Metazoa, Chordata, Amphibia, Anura, Bombinatoridae. Gene Ontology annotation, cellular component: cytoplasm. The coding region runs from base 225 to 1145 and encodes 306 amino acids. The transcript has 8 exons. Gene Ontology annotation, biological process: positive regulation of MAPK cascade; cell surface receptor protein tyrosine kinase signaling pathway.
GAUCUGUCAGCUGAUGCAUCUGGUUCUGCUGUUGCUCUUUCUCAUUACUGUACAUAUUGCUCCCAGCCCUUAUAUCUUACUUUCCAAAGUGGAUUUAAAAGAAAACCUCAUGCUUCACAUCUCUAGGAAGAAUUGAUGUGCUAUCUGCAGAAUAUUACACCUGGGCUUCUUCCAACCGGCUCAACUUUCUGAUCAUCACACUUCCUGAAUACAUUUGCUUGGGAAUGGGCUCUAAUUUUAACGAUAUUGUGAAGCAGGGCUACGUAAAGAUCAGGAGCAGACGGCUUGGUAUUUAUCAGAGGUGUUGGUUAGUAUUUAAGAAAGCAUCAAGCAAAGGACCAAAACGUCUAGAAAAGUUUUCAGAUGAGCGAGCGGCUUACUUUCGAUGCUACCAUAAGGUCACAGAACUCAAUAAUGUGAAGAAUGUUCUACGACUUCCAAAAACCACGAAGAAGCACGCACUGGGAAUAUUUUUCACUGAUGACACCUCAAAAACAUUUGCUUGUGACUCGGAGCUUGAGGCUGAUGAAUGGUGUAAGGUGCUGCACAUGGAAUGUCUUGGAACACGGAUUAAUGACAUCAGCCUUGGGGAACCAGACCUGUUGGCCACUGGAGUAGAGAGAGAACAGAAUGAAAGAUUCAAUGUAUAUUUGAUGCCAUCCCCUAAUUUAGAUGUCCAUGGGGAAUGCACGUUGCAGAUAACAUUUGAGAAUAUCUGUCUAUGGGACGUUCACAACCCUAGAUUGAAAUUGGUUUCUUGGCCACUAAGCUCACUUCGGAGAUAUGGCAGGGAUCCAGCUUGGUUCACAUUUGAAGCCGGCAGGAUGUGUGACACAGGGGAGGGCCUGUUUAUCUUCCAAACUAGGGAAGGUGAAGCUAUCUAUCAGAAAGUACAUUCAGCAGCACUGGCAAUAGCAGAGCAACAUGAGCGUCUACUGCAAAGUGUCAAGAAUUCAAUGCUUCAAAUGAGGAUGAGCGAACGGACAGUGUCCCUAAACACCAUGGUUCCUCUGCCUCGUAGUGCGUAUUGGCAGCAUAUAACAAGGCAGCACAGUACAGGGCAGCUCUACAGUCUACAAGAUCUUUCAAACCCACAGAAACUGCAUCGAACAGACACUUUUCCUACUUACAGAUCAGAACACUGAUAAAACUUACUAAGAACUUAUCAUCAAAACUGUUUUUUUGAUUAGCCAACUGGAUUUCUUGGUUGUUGCGAAGGAUGGAAACUAAACAACAUGGAGUUAUCAGGAUAUCAUAUCUGCCUGGAACUUUAUAUUCUCCAAAUGCAAUUUUUUUACUUUCACAAAGAAUGCGCUUUGUAGACAUUGAAAAAAAAAAAAGUUUCAUACUUGUUCAUACAAACGGGACGAUUAGAAAUUUCUUUUUGUAUCCUAGAUAAUCAUUGCAAAUAUAAAUGUUAGUUGUUGUUUGUCAUGCUAAAAUGUUUUUUUUUAAUGUUUUGUGAUUUUCAAGCUAUGUAUUAUCAUCCUCUGUUUAUGCUAUCAUGCCUGGCACCUAAACUUGAAUAAUUCACAUAGAGUAUGCUGGGAUAAUAUUGUUUUGAAGCUAUUCAUUUUAUCACAUCAAUAUGAGAAAAAAAAUAUGUUUUAAUAUUAUACUUAUUAGAUUUUAUUUUCAUGGAUUUCUAUUGUUUUACCAUGUUGUCUUAUUUAUGAGAA